AUGCCACAAUCAUUUACAUCUAUUGUCAAGAUAGGAGACUAUAUCUUAAAGUCUCCAACCCUCUCUAAAUUCUGCGUUCCCGUGGCUCAAAAAUUCGUUAAAUAUUCUGGUUACAGGAAGCUAGGUUUGACCUUUAAUGAUAUAUUAGCUGAGGAAAACCCUGUGAUGCAAACAGCUAUACGAAGAUUACCUGAAGAAGACUCUUAUGCCAGAAAUUAUAGAAUUAUUAGAGCUCAUCAAACCGAAUUAACUCAUCAUCUUCUACCAAGAAAUGAAUGGAUUAAGGCACAAGAAGAUGUUCCAUACUUAUUACCUUACAUAUUGGAAGCAGAAGCUGCCACUAAGGAGAAAGAGGAAUUGGAUAAUCUUGAGGUUGCCAACCCAAAGUAA
Naumovozyma castellii is the source of this 390-nucleotide messenger RNA. It is a transcript of the gene QCR7, whose product is annotated as ubiquinol--cytochrome-c reductase subunit 7. Lineage: Eukaryota; Fungi; Ascomycota; Saccharomycetes; Saccharomycetales; Saccharomycetaceae. The transcript has a single exon. Bases 1 to 390 code for a protein of 129 amino acids. The record is from RefSeq and is a predicted model, not a curated record.